AUGCAGAUGCCUGAACGAUUCAGGACCAAGCGUCUCGGCAAUGCUCUGCUGAGGCGUCUGGUGCGUAUCGGUGUCCUGGACGAAAGCAAAAUGAAGUUGGAUUACAUCCUGGGCCUGAAGAUCGAGGACUUCCUGGAGCGGAGACUGCAGACCCAGGUCUUCAAGCUGGGAUUGGCCAAAUCCAUCCAUCACGCCCGCGUGCUCAUUCGGCAACGCCACAUCAGGGUGCGUAAGCAGGUGGUGAACAUCCCCUCCUACAUCGUGCGUCUGGACUCGCAGAAACACAUCGACUUCUCUCUGCGCUCCCCGUACGGCGGAGGUCGGCCCGGACGCGUUAAACGCAAGAACGCCAAGAAGGGGCAGGGGGGAGCUGGGACCGUCGAUGAUGAGGAGGAGGACUGAGCGAGAGAGAGAGAGAGAGAGAGAGGCGAGUGAGUGUGUGUCUGACACAGCCCUGGACACCGGAAUAAAGUCUGUUCUUAAAUA
This is a messenger RNA of Leucoraja erinaceus (little skate), 486 nucleotides long. It is a transcript of the gene rps9, whose product is annotated as ribosomal protein S9. Gene Ontology annotation, molecular function: structural constituent of ribosome; rRNA binding. Gene Ontology annotation, biological process: positive regulation of translational fidelity; translation. The record is from RefSeq and is a predicted model, not a curated record. Gene Ontology annotation, cellular component: cytosolic small ribosomal subunit. The transcript is spliced from 3 exons. Bases 1 to 402 code for a protein of 133 amino acids. NCBI's taxonomy places the organism in Eukaryota, Metazoa, Chordata, Chondrichthyes, Rajiformes, Rajidae.